This is a messenger RNA of Erythranthe guttata (spotted monkey flower), 1558 nucleotides long. RefSeq lists its product as uncharacterized. NCBI's taxonomy places the organism in Eukaryota, Viridiplantae, Streptophyta, Magnoliopsida, Lamiales, Phrymaceae. The record is from RefSeq and is a predicted model, not a curated record.
GGAAAAAAUAAAUAAAUUAAAAGAAAUAAAUAUUACUAUGUAGAGGCCCCAUGCAAGAAAAUGCACAAAAACAAACAAACGUGUGGAAUGUGUUUAUGUGUGUUUUAAAAGUCUUCGUCUUCGGCAACUAAUUGCAGUCAAAUAAACAAAUCAACUCUAUCAUGCAAUAUAUUAUCAUUGUUUUCACUCUUAUCAAAUUCAAUUAAUCUUUGAAUUUUUUUUAAAAAAAAAAAUUCAUUAAGAGGAUGUUCGAUUCUCCGAAAUUCGCCCCUUCGAAAUUAAACGUAUUUUCCACCAUAACUUAUUCUUUGAUCGUCUUCGUAAUAGUAGUUUUCUCCUACGGUGUCAUAUCCAACGUCACACUCCACUUUCAACAACACGCUUUCGAUCACGGAGGAAUAUUCCAUCCGAAUCAGCUGCUUCAGACUCACCACACAUCAGAAGAGAUUAUUAGAUUAAGAACAAGUGACGAUGCAAAGCUUGUUGUUGAUCACCCCAAAAGCAAGCUCAACCCCGAAGAAUUCGAUUUCUUCGUCACAUCCGUUAAUUCUUCUAGAAGAUUCGAUUCAAGUGUUAGAGAGUUUUUCGAGAGCAGUUGCAAAGUUCGGAUCUUUAUGACAUGGAUUUCGCCCGUGGAAUUUUUCACCGAAAGGGAGUUUUUCGGAUUGGAGAGCUUAUUUCAGACGAACCCCACAAGCUGUUUGAUCAUCUUGUCUAAAACUAUGGAUUCGGAAAAGGGCCGGAAGCUUCUAGAACCUUUGACCGGUCUCGGUUUUCGUGUUCGUGCAAUAGCUCCCGAUUUGUGGGGUUUAGUCAAGAACACCCCUGCCGAGAGUUGGUUCGAUGAAAUCAAGAAUGGUACUAAAGAAACAGGGAAAAUUCCCCUGCCUCAAAACUUGUCCAAUUUGAUUAGGCUUGCUGCUUUAUAUAAAUACGGAGGUGUUUAUUUGGACACCGAUUUUAUAAUCUUGAAAGAUUUUUCGGGUUUGAGGAAUUCGAUUGGAGCGCAGAGCGUCGAUUUGAGUGGAAAUUGGACAAGAUUGAACAAUGCGUUUCUUGUUUUCGACAAGAAACACCCUCUCGUUUUCAAAUUCAUCGAGGAGUUUGCUUCGACUUUUGAUGGGAAUAAAUGGGGUCAUAAUGGUCCAUAUUUAGUCUCUAGAGUUGUUAAUAGAGUGAAGAAAACAGAUGAGUUUGACUUUACGAUCUUGCCCCCGAUGGCUUUCUAUCCGGUGGAUUGGACACGGGUCGCGGGUUUUUUCGGACGGCCUAACGACCCGGUGAGUACGAAAUGGGUCGAGGCAAAGAUCCGGCAACUAAACGGGUCGUCUUAUGGGGUCCAUCUGUGGAAUAGCCAAAGUAGCAGAUUAAAGAUUGAACAAGGAAGCAUUAUAGAUAGGUUGAUUUAUAGUCACUGUGUUAUAUGCAAUAGGCAAAUUUCUUCAAGUUCUUGAUUAGAAAAACCCAAAAUCAGUGCCUUUUGUAAAGCUUUAAUUUUAAAAUACAUUCCCUCUAUUUUAUUUUUGUAAAAAUGUAUAUCCAAACAUUCUUUCCUUUU